GCACAACUUCUUACCUAUUAUGUAUCAACCAUCCAUUUCUGUUGCUUUGUUUUCCAACUUUGUUCAAAUUGUCCUAGGGUCGUGCUUGUCAAUUCAUCACCGGGGAAGAAGCCGCGUCCGAAAAAAAAGACAAUCCUAUUGUUCUCCCUCCCCCCUCCCUCCACUGAGACGCCGGGCAUACCUAGUAGAUGGUCAGAGUCAGACACGUUUUCAUCAACGAGCAUUCCAGCACCGCCCAAAGAGUGACCAGGGGAAAAGAACAAUGGGCAGUGAGAAGGGUACUCCGUAGAAUGGUCGCUGGUGAGACAGGAAACGAACGUGAUAGGAAUGACUCGGGCACAAGCCGAGCCUCAAUGACAUCCGCAGCCCACAGGUCCACGUCCACGGUCC
Colletotrichum phormii is the source of this 390-nucleotide messenger RNA. RefSeq lists its product as uncharacterized. The record is from RefSeq and is a predicted model, not a curated record. The coding region runs from base 20 to 289 and encodes 89 amino acids. The transcript has a single exon. NCBI's taxonomy places the organism in Eukaryota, Fungi, Ascomycota, Sordariomycetes, Glomerellales, Glomerellaceae.